Molecule: messenger RNA, 858 nt
Organism: Klebsormidium nitens
Lineage: Eukaryota; Viridiplantae; Streptophyta; Klebsormidiophyceae; Klebsormidiales; Klebsormidiaceae
Source: the annotation of a GenBank genome assembly
AUGAGUGUCUUCCUAAAGAAUCGCUGCAUCAGGCUCAACUACCUAGCGGAGGAUCUCAACACCUUCGCUCAGCAGAAAGUUAGAGAGCUGGGCGAAAACCCAACGGCAACUCAAGUGGCGGCCGUGGAAAGAGAAGUCCUGCGCUGCUUCCAAGAGAAGAAGGUCAAAGCAGAAGAAGUCCUGGCGAAGCAUCCGGAAUGGCUGAGAGAAAAGAACAGGGGGCAAUUCUACAAUCCGGCGACCAACUACUACCAGAACAUCGGUCCUGGGCAGCAGGGAGCGGGGCGUCCACCGUAUGGCAGGGGAGCAGGGGGCGGACAACACCAGAAUCAAGGACCAAGGCCGCCUCUAGGCGGGCAGGAUGCUCAGUUCCGGCGUAACAGAGAUGAAUGGGCUGACAGUGAAAUCGCUGAGCCGGUUCCAAAGAAGCCCCGGCAGGAGUUCCAGCUUUCCCCAGCGGAACCUGCGUGCCCUUCCGGAAGCCCUGAUCCACGAGAGUGGACAAAACAAGGCGCGACUGAAGGCAAGGUGGAGGAACCAGGAGCCAGCUCGACUGACGUUAUGCAAGAAGAAGGAGAACUCGAGUCGAGAGAAAUGAACGAGAGUGAGCCCCUUUUAAGUCAGCUUGAGUUAGAAGAGCUGGAGGCAACGUGCUUAACGGCAGUUCCAGACGCAGCGGAUGAGGCGUUAGGAGAUCCAGAAGCGGAUCAAAUAAAUCCGGAAUCCGAUCCGUUCAGUUCCGGUUCUGCGGAAGGACCGUCGCAAGAGUGGGAGGAUGAAAUGAAGCAGAUUCUAGCGAGAGAGGAUAGGGCGCCGACGCCGGAAGCACAAGUGGCUAGAGUCAGCGAGCUGUUAUAA